This is a messenger RNA of Glossina fuscipes, 8032 nucleotides long. RefSeq lists its product as uncharacterized. The transcript is spliced from 11 exons. Gene Ontology annotation, biological process: transcription by RNA polymerase III. NCBI's taxonomy places the organism in Eukaryota, Metazoa, Arthropoda, Insecta, Diptera, Glossinidae. The record is from RefSeq and is a predicted model, not a curated record. The coding region runs from base 233 to 7948 and encodes 2571 amino acids. Gene Ontology annotation, cellular component: transcription factor TFIIIC complex. Gene Ontology annotation, molecular function: protein binding.
GUGCGUGUAAUUGAGGAUAUGGUUCUUCUCUAAAAAGUGCUUUUUCAAGAGAUUUAUUUAAAACAAGUCUCAUGUGUUUACAAGAAAUGUAAAGAAAAAAAAAAUUAAUUUUGGGAAAAAAGGAAAAAUUCCCUUGUCAUUGGAAUACAAAAACGGUACUUGCAAAAAACUACUGUAAUCUUAUAAGAAAGGUGUGUGUUUAAUGAAGUAAAUUGUGAAAUAUUUCGGCACCAUGAAUAACGUUUUGGACAAUGAUAACAGUGCCUCAAAGGUUAUUGCAGAGUCAACUUGUGGACCAUUAAAUGAGCUGCCAUCGACGGAUGUAAAAUGUAAGGAUAUAAUCCCAAAAGCGAAUACUAAUUCAUCUCCUUCUAUUUCAUCAAAACCUGGCGAAUCAAAACGUUUAAUACGUAGAUUUACAAAACUUGAUAGUAAAAAAUUACAACAAUUGGGCUUAGAUCGCAAAAUAGCUGAAGCCUUAAGUCAUCAAAAGUCAAUGAAAGAGCAAGAAUCGAAAGCAACGAAAGAGUCACCAACGAGGGAAUUAAUAGGAAUAACAGUAGCAGCAGCAAUUACAAGGAGUAGUGUUGAAAAGAUAUCACCACUUGCAAAAAGUUCAGAUUAUUUGGGAAGUGAUGUUAAAAGCUUAAAUGAAUUGCCAGUGACCGAUGUAACCGCAUCCAUAACAGACGAAAAAUCGACUUCAAAAUCAACUACACCGCCAAAAAUUACUAUAACUGGCCCAGAAAGUCCUUUAGAAUAUGAAGAGGAACAGUUGCAAAAUUUAAGUGCUCAACAACGUUUGGAAAACGUGAAACAAUUGCUUAGUAAAAAGAUAAUGAAAAAACAUACAAAGGAAGCAUCUCCAGUCGCCGCUGGCGGUAAACCUUCAUUCGUACAUUUAAAGUCAACUCCCGUUCACGAUGAGAUCCCUAAAACAGCGGACAUUAAAGCUCCUACUCAGAAAACACCAAAAACGGCAUCUACUAAAAUAAGAAGUUCUAAUAAAGAAUCACUGCCGGUUGUAAGUUUUCUUUUAAAAAAUAAUUUAAGUAAACCUGUAGUUCGGCCACAAAGCCCUUCACCAUCGUCCGAAAUGUGUUUAAAAAAUCAUUCGCAUUCAAAACUGGUUCUUAUACCUAAAGCUACGAUAAGGUCAACUCAUCAACACAGUAAUCAAAGACGUACUUUUUCUCCAAUUAAUGUUUCCAAAGAACAAACAGCAGAUAAUUCAGAAAACAAAUGCUCUGAGGCCACUGCAAUAAACAGUCCUACUGCAUCUUGCAAUUCAGUACCAAAAAGUUUAAUUGUAUUGGAGAAUAAAGUCUUAUCGCAACAUGAAAUGAUAGAUUUAACUUCAUUAGGCUUGUCGACCUCGAAGGUAGCUAAUGAAGGGUUUUCCCAACCCCACAAACCCAUACCAGAAGUUAUGAUUAAGCAGGAACAACCAGACGACUUUCCGCCUUUACCUUCUAAUGCAACAAAUCAAUUAAACGUACAUCCCUUGCCAAUAAAAACAAAUAGAAAAAGUGUGAAUACUAAGAAAUUGAAGUCAUCAUCCGAAAAGUCAGCCCCGUCGUCUAAACAGACACAGAGUAAAUCAUUAGAAAAACCACUGACGAAGGACCCAGAUAUCUUCUCCACUUCCUCAAAAGCAGGCAAUGAAACAUCGCCAGUUGCAAUUGAAAAAUCUUCACUCAAAAAUUGUUCUCAGAAAAUCGCUUCAAAACCCGAAAAGCAAUCGCUGAUAAAAGCAGUUUCGAAACCCUCAUUGACUUCAUCGCCGUCAAAAGAAACAAACGUUUCUGCAAACUCGAUGGAAAGUGAAAUUGAAACACUUGUUCCUUUCACGAAAUCCGCCUCGGUGGAAAUUGUCAAUGAACCCGAAAUGAACGACACUUUUUCAGCAGUUGAUUUUAUAGCUUCUCUAUCAAAUAUGUCACAAUCGAUGACUGAAAAAUCGUCAAUGGAAUUGUCGCAAGAAGAAUUAAACUUGAACGCUUCCUGCUCUUCAAAUAUGAGUUCGGCGACGCAUAAAAUAUCUACUUCGUACAAAACUGGCGCAGAAUCUGCAAAAUCUAGCCUGUCAAUCGGUAAAAUUGUAACUAUACCGAAAGAAAAUAUUUUGAAAUUGAAUCCCAGCAACCUCAACGCAAUAGUUAUUGCUAGUUGUAACGGCCCAGAAACUAUAGUAACCAAAUCAACUGAGGUAACAAUCACGACGCCGAACCAAAAACUCCAAUCCAUGCCAAUAAAAGUGCUCAACAAAUCCGCUAACGUCAGAAAAGAGACUCCAAAAGCUGCAACUAUUAAUCGAGUCAAAAAAACUGUCUUCAAAUCUGAUAGCAAUAAGUUACGAAAAGAAAUGUUUGAGUGUUUAAAUAUUAAAGUGAAGGAAACACGAGAACCCUCAAUUCACGAACCUGAGUGCGGAAACGAAAAAUCGAGCAAAUCAAUUGAAUUUUCCAAGCAUUCCGAUGAUAUUAAUGUCAACCAAGAGCCUGAUAAAAGUUUACCUAAAGAAAAAGUGGAAAAGGAGCUUCAGAAACUUAGCAAACCAUCCAUGCCUUCUAUAUCGGAGACUAAUAUGAAUGUGAUCCCCGAAAUCAUUCAAGGAAAUCAAUCACAAGCCAAAAAAUUAGAUGCAUUAAGCAAAAUCGCUGAACAAAAUGACGAGCGAUCACCUAAAAUGACGUAUGUACAAAAUGCUGCUGUUAAUAUAGAUGCCCCUAAGUCUCUGGGACGGUUUAAAAAGUCCAAAGCUAAUUUAAUUUCAACAGCUAAACCUUGCUCUGAUGUUCCAAAAAGUGAAGAAGAUGUGAAUCAUGAGACUAAAGAUCUUACUUGCACAGCUGAUGGUAAUAUACAUCAACCAGUCACUGAAAUUAUUAGGAAAAUCGAAGACUUUGCGAACCAGGCGGAAGACAAUAGACCUGUAGAAGUCAUCUCAGUGGUAUCACCUUCAUCUGAAAAGCGUUUAAUAAAAGAGUUGAAUAUCAAUCAAAGUGAACAAGUUUCCAGAAACAUUGCUGCGACUGCACUUGAAACAGAUGACGAAGAAAAAACGCACAAAAGCUGCGGGUUAAACGCGUCUGGUGAGCCAUUAGAAGAUGCAGGGAGAGAAAACGCGGAAGUACUUAAACUCCAAACCGGUUUAAAUGUGAAUGAAAACAUUGUUGGAAGGAUGCCGGAGGAAGUUAGCAACGGAAAAGAAAAGACAGUUUCGGAAAUUUCCAAAGUCGGACUGUCUUUGAAAGCAAAAAAGUCGAAUGUAACGUUUGCCAAGGAACCCAGUGUUAGCGAAGCAACCCCAAAUGUAUCGGAAGGAGCUGACCCCGGUACAAUUUCUGAUCCGCCACAAGCAAUAUCGAAUUCUAAAUUGAACGCGAAGCAAUCAAAGGAGGCGAAAGAUAAAUUUGCAAAUGGCAACUCUGCUUUGAGUGACAUAAAACUUACAAAAACUGCCCAGAAAAAUCAAGAGAAGAAAUCCUCCCCUUCAGUGGCUUUGCCGUUAACAAAAUCGCCACUUAAACGCAAACGUCCAGAUAUAGAAACAUCAGCCAACGAACCUAUAGCAAUUGCCAGCGUAACACAUCGCGGUAAGAAAAGCAAUCAACUUAAAUUAAGCGAAUGUGUAAAGUCGGAAGAGAAGGGUGAAGAGAAAAAGAAAGACGACGAGGAAGAAAGUCUUUUAGAGCCGCUGAGGGUUGAAGAAUUUAACGAAUAUAGCUGCAAAGAGAAGAAUUUUCUCAAUUCAAACAAACAUCCGGAUGAUGAUAGUAAUUGCGUGGCAAGGAGGUCUAAACUUGGAAAAGCUAGGUCUGCAGAAGCGGAAGAAGAACUAAAGAAUUUAAAAAAAAUGGAAACAAUAGGUCCAUUAAGCAUAAAAGUGCGUAAGGGGACGAAACAUCGGAAAGAACUGGAAAUAGAAGAGAAAAAAACCGAAAUUGAUGGUAAUGUCGUCAAGUCGGGAGAAAAGCCAAGCAAUAGACGUAGCUCUCAAAGGAAAGCAAUACUGGAGUUCAAGGAAGAUAAAUCUUCGGCCAAUAACACGGAGUGCGCUGUGAAAGAAUCAAUAAAUUAUGAAGAUUUAGAGUUUUUACCAGUCAACGCUGAAAUACAAGAUUUCGAGCCUCUCCGAGCAAAGAGAAAGAUUGCAAAAAAGCAUCGGCACGUAAGCAAAGAAAAUAGUACGCAAGCGAAAAAUAAAAAAACAGAUAAUUCUAGCCGAGAGGCUGUUAUUGAAUCACCGCAAAGUAAACGACGUAGAAAGACUUUGGAAACGGAAGCCGUAGUCCACAAGGUUCUAAUAGAUUCAGAUAACGAAUAUGAAGGAGGAGAGAUAAGCUUCGAUGGUAGCCCAGAGUUUCUAGGAUUCGAUGACAGUUUUGAAGUCGGUUUAGAACUAAAAGAGGACGACAAUAAGUUCAAAAAUAUGGAAAGAAAACAAACAACCUUGAGAGAUUGGCUCACGACUGGUAAAAAUACCUCCUCGCCGGCACCUACAGAAGAAAAACCAUGCUCUAGCCGCAACAUACCAUUAAAGAAACGGUGGGAUUUGAAUAUGACUUCUCGCGAUCAGACUGAUGUUCAUGACGAUGAAAUUUCAUCGGCAGAUGAGAACGAAGUGAAAAUUAAAAAAAGAAAAGUAGAAAAUCUGCUUGUGACCGAUAGAAAAAAAUUCGCGCUUGGAAAAAAUCAAAUUGAGAAGCCUGAAGAAAAUGAGAGUUUAACGAAACCGCUUUCGGCAAAUGAUAGUGAGGCGAAAGCUUGUUUAAUAGUACAAAAUGUUAAAGACAUUCCUUUGCCGAAAUUAAAAUCCACAAAUUCAAGAGCGCAGAAUUCAACAAACGUCAAACCUCCGCAAAAAAGUAUUUCACAAAUGUCCGUAAAAGACAGUCUACAGAAAACGUUUACAUCUAAUGUAAAUGCAGAACGUGAAGCAAAAAGCUUAGAGAAAAAGAGUGAUGAGAAACCGGAUAACUCAAGGUUAAAAUGCGAAGCGAAAACUGCCUCGAAAGUCGAGGAGAAUGAUUUACAAUUUUCCAAGAUUUCGAGUCCUACAAAAAUAAAAAACCAUUCCAGUGACUCUCCAGCUUCAGUGUCAAUCAAAAGUGAGCCGAAUACUUCUACAGGAGCAACCAUACCCGUAAAACGCAGCAGAGGCCGUAAGCUUGGUGCAGUGCCCAAUUUAGAGAACAAUUUUAACCCUCGCCUAUUGUUAGCAACCAAUCGAUCCGAAGUAGAUUCAGAUGAAGUCCUAACAUGUGACGCAGAAACGAUAGGUUCCGGGCCUAUUCAAUGCGGUUUGUGUUUGAAACGUACAUCCUCUCAAAAAUGGCUUCCGCACUUGAGUGAACAUUACGGUUUUGGCUUUAAACUUGGGGAGAAAGAAUUAAACGCUUGCAACCGUUCCAUAGUUUUGAGUCAAAUAAUAAGUUACUUCAAAGAGACUAAUAUUAAAGGGCUUUGUUGUCGUAUGUGCCAGAAGAUGUAUCGUUCUGGCUUGGGCCUACUAAUGCAUAUAGAAGGUUGUGGUAUAACGCAGGAACGUGUUAUUUGUGAAUUCUGUAAACGUGAUUAUUCUAAGUUAUCAUUGAAUCCGCAUUUGCGUACCUGUGCGCAACGUUUGCGUUUAGAAAAUCCGAAUGUGGAAGAAAAUGAAAAAAAGCCUAAUUUGACUGUAGAAGAAACAUUCAGUAACACGGGUAGACUUAAGCGAGUGUCGACAAUAAAAGCCGAAAGUAAAUUGAAGAUUAUUGGGGAGCAUUUGGGACGAAACGGCAAUGAAGAAAAUAAUUCGGAAUUCGAUGCAAAAACGCAUGUACGCUACCAUCCACCAAUGGAUGAAAAUUAUCGUCAAAAAUGUUCAGAUGAUUUAAAUACAUUUGGCAAAGCAUUCUGUCCUAAAAAAAUUUGCAGGUUUACCAGUGAUAAUAUAGAUGAAUUGGAAAAGCAUAUAAAUACGUGCAAGCAUAUAACGAAGUCCGGGUAUUAUUGUUGUUUUUGUAAAAUGAGACGAUUUGAAACUGAAAGUUUGGCGAUAAAGCACAUAGAGCAAUGCCACAAGCCAAAAGUGGAAGAAUCUGAUAAUUCUGACUGUAACAUACGCACUGAUGAGGAAGAUAGCAGUGACGAUGAUAAUAACUCCAUAUCGGAGGAUGUAGACGAAAAUGAGGAUAAUUUAGAGGAAAAUUCAACAAAGAAAAGUGCAAAAAAGAAUUCAAAAAUGAAACCAGUAAAAACAGGCUCGGAAAGAAAUAAAGUAUUUCCUCCCCGCUCUCACGAAGUCGGUGAAAUAGUGAUAAACAAAUGGAAAAACUUCCUCGAAAUUAAUUAUUCCCUUACACCACUAUUCUCGAAAUUCUCCAGCAAAUUUAAAUUGGGUAAUUUCAGCGAAUUAUCCAACUCUUUUCCUCGGCAAAAAACUUCAAUGAAAUUUUCCUUUUUAAAGGAUAUGAAGUUGCUCAGUACUAUAGGUCAACCUAAAAAGGAUAUGGAAUGGUCAGAGUUGAAGCGCUUCGAAAACGUUGAAAACGAAUCUGAUAUAUUUUUCUUUUUGGGAGCUCCUGUGAAAAUCGUUGCAUGGGUGCCUUUGCCUCAUGAUGUGAGCGAGCAAUAUUUAGCUGUAGUAUAUCGCAAAGAUAUAUUUAAAUAUACCCGUUUCUCAGAGCCCAAGCGGCACAAUACUCUGCUGCUGUUGUUUAAAGUUUUACAAAUUGAGUCAGAGAAAGUUUCCCAUCUGCAACUUCAUUACGGUGUUAAUAUUACUGAUGGCCCAAUACAUAAUAUAAGUUUUAUUCCCAGUGGCGGUUAUAAUGCGGACGAUAACCGUUUGGCACUGGUGGCGGUUGGUGGCGUUGAAAGUACAAUAAAAGUGUAUGCCUUACCCUUAAAAAUUGCAACUAACGUCGAUGAAGCAGAACCAAUUGUAAUAGAAAUAGAAUCUUCUUUCAUAUUAAAAUGUGGUUUGAAUGAUGAGGAUCACAUUAUGUAUAAAACGCAGUGCUUGCAAAUCUGUUGGUCAGAGGUAAAGGGCCAUAAUCACAUCUUUGCUGCUUACUCAAAUGGUUGUAUUGGCAUUUGGGAUAUUAGCGAUGAUAUGCAAGGCAAUCUUAAUUGUUUCCUUAUCGACAACGUUCAUCAUUAUGUACCUUUAAAUUAUUGGUAUGUGGGCGAAAAGGGUAUUAAAAAUAUUAGUAUACAUUAUGAUACUAAUGGACCCAGAUGGUUGGCUGUGUCUGGAAUGUUACGACGUUUCGCUGUAUUUGACAUUCAAAACAUUAUGCAACCGACAAUUGUUCGUGAUGAACUUAAUAAAAAUAUUGUACGUGCUAUGGAUUGGUGCCCAGUAUGGGAAACAAUCGUUUUGGCUAUAUGCGAUUCCAUGCCAAAUAAUGGUCGCUGUGCUCUUAUUGUUAAUCCCCUUAGUGUAAUGUUUGCUCAUAAUAAAUUAGACAUCAUGUCUAGUGCUGUGACACAAGUUCAUUACACUCCAUUAACAAACUUAUGUGUUUGUUCUACGGAUAAUGGCGAUUUACUUUUUCUAAAUCCCCGCGAAUUACAUUAUGAACAGCCAUUGGGUAAACAAUUCGGAUACCCACGACGCUUUCUCACCACUAUGGAUGUGAAAACGCUGAACGGUGACCCGCUUGUCAAAAUAGAUAAAAGCAGUACAAGUGAACUGCCAAAUGAUUGGAAUAUGUAUGAAAAGAACUAUAAAUAUAAAUACGGUGUGGUCUUCGGCUCCAUUUUUCCGUUGAAGGCUGCACAUAAAAAUGCUUAUUUGGAUGAGAAUCGCCGGCCUCCAUUACAUAUUACGCCUCUUAUGCGUAUCAACACAUUACGCUGCAAUUUGAAUCCCAAUGGUAAGCAUUUGACCGCUGUUGGCUAUGAAAAUGGUUUCGUACGCAUUGUUAAUUUCCAAAAGGACACUGAAUCUUUAUAAUUUUGUAAAUAUUUUUAGAUGCUUCUAAGUAAUUGUAGGUUUUACAAAAUUUGUUAUUCUUAUGCUUCUAUUUAUAUUACAGUC